AAAUAUUGGAUCGAUUAAUUGAUUUUUCAACAAUCGAUCCAAAUUUGUGUAUGUUUCAAACAAAGUAAUUUUCAACAAAAAAUUGUCAAAAAAAAAAAUUCAAACAAUGAAAUUCGUUGGAUUAUUAUUUGUUUUGUUGGCCAUCGUUUUGGUUGCCAUCGCUGAUAAUACAACUGAUCAGGCAAAUAAAUAUGCUGAUCAAAUUAUUCCAACGAUUAUCAGAACAAAACAUUUAGAUCCAUUAAAAAUUGGCAAUUAUGAAAUUAGGUUUAUUUCUCACCUUCUUCCUAUUAAUACUAAAAUGAAAAAUAUUACAGUUCAUGGUUUGAGUCAUAUUUAUCGUAAUGGUAAUGCUGUAAUGAAAAAUAAUAGCAAUAUUAUAGAUAUUCAAUUACAAUUGAAUGAUAAAAAUAUUAUUGUAACCAGUGGUUUGAAUGUAAAAACUUAUAUAAAAAAUUUUGAAAAUUUAAAUUGUCAAAUCAAUUAUGAUAAUAUUCAUAUUAGAUUUAAAUUUGAAAAAAAUCAUGAUCAAUUUAAAGUUUUACAAUUUCAAAUUGUUCAUUUUGAAAAUUGUAAUGUAAAUAUUCAAGGUUCAUCAGAAAUUGAAACGUACAAAGAAUAUUAUAACGAUGAAGUAUGUAGACAGAUGAGAACAUUAAUCAAUCAAUCAACCAUAAUUAGGAUUUGAUCCAACGAUUUGUUUCGCUGAUGAGUAAAUUAAUUAACAACCAAUUAUUGAACAGAAAAUCAUUUCAUUUUUAAAAAUACAC
Messenger RNA from Dermatophagoides pteronyssinus (European house dust mite), 770 nucleotides. RefSeq names its product mite allergen Lep d 7-like. NCBI's taxonomy places the organism in Eukaryota, Metazoa, Arthropoda, Arachnida, Sarcoptiformes, Pyroglyphidae. The record is from RefSeq and is a predicted model, not a curated record.